Molecule: messenger RNA, 4296 nt
Organism: Cololabis saira (Pacific saury)
Lineage: Eukaryota; Metazoa; Chordata; Actinopteri; Beloniformes; Belonidae
Product: flotillin-2a
Exons: 11
Coding region: 154-1452 (432 amino acids)
Biological process (GO): regulation of myoblast differentiation; protein localization to plasma membrane
Cellular component (GO): plasma membrane
Source: RefSeq, a predicted model, not a curated record
CGCCGCUACAAUCUUCACUCUCCAUUUUGGAGAAAAAAAAUCUUCUUCGCUGUAAAACUACACUGGACGAUAAUCUAUAGUUGAUAAAAAGAGAAAAGGGAACCUGCUAACUUAAAUCUUUUUGUAUGAGGGUAGGAUUUUUCUCUCGGUAAAAUGGGAAACUGCCACACCGUCGGACCAAACGAGGCUCUUGUGGUUUCAGGUGGCUGCUGUGGCUCAGAUCAGAAGACAUAUGUUGUGGGAGGCUGGGCGUGGGCCUGGUGGCUCAUUUCUGACAUCCAGAGAAUGUCUCUGGAGGUUAUGACCAUCCUCUGUCGCUGUGAGAAUAUCGAAACCUCGGAGGGUGUUCCCUUGGAUGUGACAGGGGUGGCACAGGUGAAGGUGAUGACCGAAAAUGAGCUGCUGGGUUAUGCCUGUGAACAGUUCCUGGGGAAGUCAGUGACCGAAAUCAAGAGCGUCAUCUUGCAGACCCUGGAGGGUCACCUGCGUGCCAUCCUCGGCACCCUCACUGUUGAACAGAUUUACCAAGACCGAGACAGGUUUGCCAGUCUGGUGCGAGAGGUGGCAGCGCCCGAUGUUGGACGCAUGGGCAUCGAGAUCCUCAGCUUCACCAUCAAAGAUGUUUACGAUAAAGUGGAGUACCUGAGUUCACUGGGUAAAACUCAGACGGCUGCGGUACAGAGGGAUGCCGACAUUGGAGUGGCAGAGGCAGAGAGAGAUGCUGGUAUCAGGGAAGCUGAGUGUAAGAAGGAAAUGAUGGAUGUUAAGUUCCUCGCAGACACAAAAAUGGCUGACUCCAAACGUGAGCUGGAAAUGCAGAAAGCCUCCUUCAACCAAGAAGUGAACACAAAGAAAGCAGAGGCUCAACUGGCGUACGAGCUGCAGGCGGCCAAAGAGCAGCAGAAGAUCCGGCUGGAGGAGAUUGAAAUCGAGGUGGUGCAAAGGAAAAAACAGAUCACAAUUGAAGAGAAGGAGAUCGAUCGAACUGAAAAGGAGCUCAUUGCAACUGUGAAGCGUCCUGCGGAGGCGGAGGCCUACAAGAUGCAGCAGCUGGCUGAGGGGCAUAAGAUAAAGAAGGUGCUAACGGCACAGGCCGAGGCGGAGAAGAUCCGCUGCAUCGGUGAGGCAGAGGCUUCCUCUAUUGAAGCUGUGGGGAAAGCAGAGGCUGAGAAGAUGAGGCUGAAGGCCGAGUCCUACCACAUGUACGGCGAUGCUGCCAAGACCGCUCUCGUCCUGGAAGCUCUUCCCAAGAUUGCUGGUAAGGUGGCUGCACCUCUGGCCAAGACUAAUGAGAUCGUCAUCUUGAGUGGAGAAGGCAGCCGCGUGACCGGAGAAAUUAACCGCCUGCUAGCGGAGCUUCCUGUCUCCGUCAACGCGCUCACCGGGGUGGAUCUGACCAAGAUCCCUCUGCUCCAGAAGAUGAUCAGCCCACAGUGCCAAACAGCCAUGUGAUGAACCAGGCGUGGCAGUCUUUAACCGUGCAUCUGCCUCAAGCAUGAAAACCGAUUUUUCAGCCGGAGACCCCUUAUGCAACUGCCUUUGACCAGAAACACUUGACACCAACAGAGAACAGUUUGUUUGUUGUUUUUUUUUUUAAUCUUUUAAAGAUGUUUUUAAUUUUCUAAAGGAAAAAAAUGGGGCCAGACUCUUAUGUAUCCAUUGUGUUUAGUUCCACUUUUUGAUCUGCACUAGUUAUCUAAAACUCUUAUACGGCGAUGUAGUUUAGUUCAAAGCAGCGCUGGAUAUUGGAGAGACAGCUCAGUGUUGUGGGUUCUAGGAAGAAUCCACACAUGUACAGUCUGAGGACUGUUCCUCUCGGGAGCAGUGGAAGUUUCUGCCCGGAGUCGGGAGCAUCUCUCCGUUUUCGUGUGCUGUGACACGAGAUCGCCGCUCUGAACGGUGCAGCGUGUCAGUUUCACUGCUCGUAGCUCUUUUAGAAGUAACUUCUGCUUUCAGACUCCAUAUGUUCAGUUUGAUGGAUUUCUAGCUCAGAUGGUUCCUGUUAGAUCUCAGCGGGAUUGUAAAAUUUAGAUUAUAUCAAAAUAGAAGAUAUAUUUGAAUCAUUUGUACGAUGAUCCUUACCUCGCAGCAGAUUAUAACAUGAGCUGUCUUCUCGUUCUGAUGUGCAGUGCCUGUUCACCACUCAAGUGCCCAAACCUCAGGGUUCAGGUUUGGCUUUAGUUAGAUUUACGUAUCGAAUAUAUCACUAUGUUAAAGAUGGAUGUUUAACAAUUAUUCUCAUGAUAUUUGCUCAUACUAACACUAGUGUUUACUCUUCUGUCACGUGUUUGGACCCAUACAUGUUGUGAAGCAAACAUAAAGCCAUACACAGCCUUAAGAGAGCCUGGAUACCUGCCAGGGCUGCUGAAACAAUCUUUUCUUUUUAAAUGUACCUCCAGUAGCACUAGUUAGACUGUCAGGAUCUGAGUUUGCAAUAGUUUUUCCCCGCGCAUCAUUCCUCCAGCUCCUAACUUCUUUUCACAAGUGAAUUGAGUUUUUGUUCAAAUUUUUGACCCGUUCUCUUUUGAAUGUCGUUGGUAUGUUGUAACUUGGGAGUAGCCCCACAUCGAAUCCCUGGUAGCAGAAAACGCCCCGGUGCUCUCGCCUCCACGGGCUCGUGUCGCCGUCUCCCAUUCCACGAUGACGAAGCAGAAAUAUAAGGUGGCGUUCAGUUUCAAGUUGGAAAACAAGCAUGUGAUGAGUUUGAGACGUGGAGGGUGUGUGUGGGCAGAGAAGCUGGACCAGCGACCUUUUAUCUGCAACUUAAAAGAAAAUAUGAAUUAUAAACUGUUACAAAGUGAAGAAAACUAGAACAAGUGAAGUCUAAGCUUUUUCUUGGUGUUUUUACUGGUUCUAUCAUAUUCUGCUCGUCAUAGUAUAAUGUAACAUUACAACUGGUUUUAAAAGGUUUUAAAACUAACUAAACUUUUUUCCUUUUAAGUAGAAUUUUAGCACUGGUUACAAGUUCAUACACAGCAUUUAUUUCAAAGGAAAACCAUUGUCACUGUUUCUAAAGUGACGUCACACGUUUCGGCCUCUAGAGGGCAGAGUUUUAACAGGUAUAAGACUUCACUGAAUAAUUUGUUUCUACGUCAGGCAAAUCCAAACUUCAUAUUUGAUGGCACGUAUAUCACCCUCUGUGUUGUUGUUCCACCUUACCGACCAGCUUACUGUGAACUGUUGGCAUGUUUCGUUUGAUUUUAUUUUUCUAAAACCAAUGUUUAUGCCUGUGAUAAUAUUUUGAGUAAUCUUCAACCACUUUUCAGAGUCUGUGAAUGUGUAUUGCUACAUUUCGGCAGUGAGUUAUAACCAUCACGCCUCCUUCUCUCUCCUGUGAAAUAAACUGCCGUGUUUAAACGCCUCUGUCCCUCCCAGCUUGUAGAAGAAUACCACGGAUGUGAUGUUUCAUUUCAAGUGGCCAGUGAUUUUCACAUGCGAUUAGACACAUUUGUCGUUCAAAGAUCACCUGAUCAUCCGCUCUGAUGUCGUGUUAUUCAUGAGGGGAUCUUUUUCUGCUUCACUUCAUAGUGCAGUCCUGCUCCUUCUUCUGGCUGUUGACUUUUUAACCUUAAAAAAAUUAACUUGACACAAAACAAUAACAUCUUGUCACCAAAAACAUCCUUCUAAAGCAUUUCUGGUCAGAAGUGAAGUCUCAUCUCCAUUUUAACAGCUGUUACCGAAGUGUCACGUAAGAGUUUUAUGUCUUAGGUCUUUUCUCUUUUUUUUUUUUUUAUCAGUCACCUGAAUAAAAGUCAAUCUCAUUCAAGAUAUAAACGAUACCUUUUUUAGGUAAUCAAUGUGUUUACAAUGUGUAAUUUGACUGAACAAAAUAAUCGCCAACUUUGUAACGCUCCUGUACUUUAGGAAAUAGAUUGUGUCAGUGCCUUUGUUAAAAUCAGGUCAUCAGGCUUAGAAGUAUUAGUGGCAUUUACUGAUGUGUAGAUUAUAUGAACUUCAUCUAUUUUCUUUUCAACUGUAAACAAUGAUAUAUAUAAAAUAAUAUAACAGGAGAUGCUUUUGUCUUUGGCCGUUACAUUUGUGCCAAAGAAAAUACACAAAACCUGCAUUUUGCAGGGUCUGAUCAGAAUAGUGUUGACUUCUAAAUCACCAAACAUUACAGACCUUUGCCUUAACUCUCAUGUGAAACGUGUCCGUCUAUUGUGCACCAAAAGGAAAAGUCAAAAUCUAUUAUAUGUAACUGAGCUUAGGAGAAGUGAUCCAGCGUGACUAUGUAGGCAUGUGUUCAUGUUAUCCUGUCUUGUGUGCCACCUCUAAUAAACGAUGUAUCUCACUUUC